CCGUCGGUUGCUCGGCUUCGCGUCGCAUCUACCGACCCCUCACCCACAUGGAAAGCGAGGAGGAGGUGAGCUGCAGCUGCUGCGACGGGGCAGACUGAGAAAGCCCAACGAGCCAAGCGCUCCUUCCUUUCCUCGACGUCAAGCUCCGUCCCUCUCCCAUGGAUUCGAUCUGGGAGGCGAGGAGCUGAGGCCGGGACGGGAGGACGAGCUGCUUGGGGGAGGGAUAGCUCAUAGCGCGUAGCGGCAGCGGCAGCGGCGGCGGUGGCGGCAGGCAUGAGCUGGAGACGAGGCGGAGGAGGUGAUGGAGGAGGGGUGUCGAGGAGGUGGGCCGUCCUGCUCUGCGUCGGCAGCUUCUGCCUCGGCCUGCUCUUCACCAACAGAAUGUGGACACUGCCUGAGGCAAGUGAGAUUGCUAGGCCAAAUGCAAAUGUAGAGGAAGGCAACGUGCCAGUUGCUGGGGAGUGUGGUUCUAAAAAGGUCCAAGAAAAGCAAGAUUACAGAGAUAUUUUACAAGUCCAAGAUAGCCAUCAUGAUGUACAAACACUAGAUAAGACGAUAGCAAGCUUAGAGACAGAGCUCUCAGCUGCAAGAUCACUGCAAGAAUCCCUGCUGAACGGCUCCCCUGUUGCUGAAGAGUUUAAAGUUUCCGAAUCAAUUGGGAGGCGAAAGUAUCUUAUGGUGAUAGGGAUCAAUACCGCGUUUAGCAGUCGCAAGAGGAGAGAUUCCAUACGUUACACCUGGAUGCCCCAAGGUGAAAAGAGGAAAAAGCUUGAAGAAGAGAAGGGGAUCAUUAUUCGGUUCGUCAUUGGCCACAGUGCUAUAUCAGGUGGAAUUGUUGAUAGAGCAAUUGAAGCAGAGGACAGGAAACAUGGGGAUUUCAUGAGGAUAGAUCAUGUUGAAGGAUAUCUUGCAUUGUCAGGCAAAACCAAGACCUACUUUGCUACAGCUGUUUCACUAUGGGAUGCUGACUUUUAUGUUAAGGUUGACGAUGAUGUGCAUGUGAACAUAGCAACACUUGGACAGAUUUUGUCAAAACAAGCAUUGAAGCCGAGGGUAUAUAUUGGAUGCAUGAAAUCUGGACCUGUCCUAUCUGAAAAGGGCGUGAGAUAUUAUGAACCUGAGCACUGGAAAUUUGGGGAAUCAGGAAACAAGUAUUUUCGGCAUGCUACUGGUCAAUUAUAUGCUAUUUCAAAAGAUUUGGCAACCUACAUAUCUAUAAACAAGCAUAUCCUGCACAAGUAUAUAAAUGAGGAUGUUUCAUUAGGAUCUUGGUUCAUUGGGUUAGAUGUUGAGCAUAUUGAUGAUCGGAGACUUUGUUGUGGUACUCCGCCUGAUUGCGAAUGGAAAGCUCAGGCGGGGAACAUUUGCGCCGCGUCAUUCGAUUGGAGAUGCAGCGGCAUAUGCAACUCCGAGGGGAGGAUCUGGGAAGUCCACAACAAGUGCGCCGAAGGCGAGAAGGCGCUGUGGAACGCCACUUUCUAGCACAGAAAAAAAAGGAACAGCAACAGAAGCUGCUAUAUAAUAGAUCAAACCAUUUUGACUGUUGUUUGUACAUUGCCCCACGGUUUUGUGUGUAUGUAAUUCGUUGUAGGUAGCUGUGAUUUUGUAACAAGCGAGCUAACACCGACGAAAGCGGACCACAAUUUUAGGUAGCGUCUGUCAGCCGGUGUCAGUGAAGAAGAAGAUGAAGGAUAUGAUGUGAGUGGUGAUGCAUUUUUUUGUGCGGUAAAAUGUCUAAGGUGGUCAUUUUGUACCGAUCUCCUGUACCGUAUGUAUGGCUGCCGAUAUGUGAGACCAAAAACAAUAAAACUUUCAUGCCUGCCUGGCGCCUUAUCUCAA
Molecule: messenger RNA, 1839 nt
Organism: Sorghum bicolor (sorghum)
Lineage: Eukaryota; Viridiplantae; Streptophyta; Magnoliopsida; Poales; Poaceae
Product: probable beta-1,3-galactosyltransferase 2
Exons: 11
Coding region: 274-1482 (402 amino acids)
Cellular component (GO): Golgi membrane
Molecular function (GO): hexosyltransferase activity
Source: RefSeq, a predicted model, not a curated record